AUGGAAUUCGAUUUUGAUAUUAGUCAGUCAUUGCCAGACUUUAUUACUAAAGUGGAUAAUACGCUCAAUCCUUUUAAUCGACAACUGGAUGUUACCAGCAGGAAGCGUUUGCAACAGAAUUUAAUCGUCAUUAUCGAUCGUAUGGGAAUGGCAUCAGCGAAGGCAAGACUUCUCCGACGACUUACAGCUCAGUCUCUGAAAGGAGCAAUAACAACUGCAGCUAAGCUAGGAAUAUCUGAUCAUCGAUUGUACAUAUUAAAGGAAACUGAAGUGAAUAGAGGGCUAGGGAAGGUAGUUGGUAUAUUAAAAGUUGGAAAAAAGAAGUUAUUUGUUGUGGAUUAUACUGGAGCACAACACGAAUGCCUCCCUUUAUGCGUGCUCGAUUUUUAUGUUCAUGAGUCACAACAACGGACUGGGAAUGGAAAACUCCUUUUUGAAUACAUGCUUAAGGCUGAAAAUGUAACCCCAUCACACCUUGCAAUUGAUAGACCAUCGUUUAAAUUCCUAUCAUUUUUACAAAAGCAUUAUGGUUUAAGAGAUACAUUACCAAAGCAAGUUAAUAAUUUUGUCGUUUUCGAAGAUUUAUUUAAUUUAAUUAGGAAAAAGAAAUCAGGCGGAAUUACGCAACAUCAGCCUACUAGCUUGAAACCACCAAUUCCUCCUACAGGGCGGCGAUGUAUGCACUUCCUAAAUCUAACAAUUUGGCAGACACGAUAA
Trichoplax adhaerens is the source of this 717-nucleotide messenger RNA. RefSeq lists its product as uncharacterized. The record is from RefSeq and is a predicted model, not a curated record. The coding region runs from base 1 to 717 and encodes 238 amino acids. Gene Ontology annotation, biological process: alpha-tubulin acetylation. Gene Ontology annotation, cellular component: microtubule. Gene Ontology annotation, molecular function: tubulin N-acetyltransferase activity. The transcript is spliced from 8 exons. NCBI's taxonomy places the organism in Eukaryota, Metazoa, Placozoa, Uniplacotomia, Trichoplacea, Trichoplacidae.